This is a messenger RNA of Ahaetulla prasina, 1159 nucleotides long. RefSeq names its product cystatin-F-like. The transcript has 4 exons. Gene Ontology annotation, cellular component: Golgi apparatus; late endosome; lysosome. The coding region runs from base 49 to 489 and encodes 146 amino acids. The record is from RefSeq and is a predicted model, not a curated record. Gene Ontology annotation, molecular function: cysteine-type endopeptidase inhibitor activity. NCBI's taxonomy places the organism in Eukaryota, Metazoa, Chordata, Lepidosauria, Squamata, Colubridae. Gene Ontology annotation, biological process: negative regulation of microglial cell activation; positive regulation of myelination; immune response.
GAAGUUGCCACUUUGCUCCAAUUCUGUUUAUGGUAAAGCAAGACGACAAUGUUCUUUGGAUGGAGGGUGAUUAUUCUUUGCUUUCUGCUUCUCUAUGGUGUGCCCAACUCUUCAACUGGUGCCCCUAGGCAGUUCCCUAAUUCAUUGAUUCAACCUGGAUCUCCUUUCCCUGUAAAGACAAAUGACCCCAAAGUUCAAAGAGCUGCUAGGCUUGGGGUUUAUAAAUACAACAACAGUUCAAAUGAUAUCUUUUUGUUCAAAGAAUCUCACAUAAAUAAAGCCACAAUACAGAUUGUGAAAGGAGUGAAAUAUAGACUAAAUGUUGAUAUCCGCCGGACUGUAUGCAGCAAAAGAAUAACGCAUCCCAACUUGGACAGAUGUGAUUUCCAGAAGAACAAGAUGCUGCGAAAAAAAUUCACAUGCGAUUUCGAAGUCUGGCUUAUCCCUUGGCAGCAGAAAGUCCAGAUCCCAGUCAUGUUCUGCCACUAAUUGAUAUCUAAUAAACUGUAUAGAUAUUGCAUGUUUACUUUUUUUGUCAACCACAAAUUGUCCAUAAAGACACUGGAUUGCCAAUAGCUGUGGAGUCUUUUGCUUUAUUUUCUAAUGGAAAAUGACAAAAUUAUCUGUGAUCACCCUUUUUCACCUAUCUUGCUUUGAAGAAAAACUUGUUUUAUAUUGGAAGCUGGAAGGAAUAGUUUCCUAAAACACAUGUAGAAUGUGAUCGUAUUUGGAGAAGUAAUUUUUUUACCAUCCUUACUACUAAAAAUGGAAAGAUUCAGUGUCUGGUUUCUAGAAUUACUGAACAAAUAGCACCAUGUAUAAUAUGCACCAUAAUUUCUCUAAUUUGCAUCAUGUAUAAUAAUUUAACAUGGCCUCUUCCUGCUGAGUCAUUGGUUGGUACUGAUUCACUGAAACCUUUAACAGAAAUGUACUGUAUUGAGUGUAGAACAAAGGGAGGUCCAGGAAACCAAACUUGGUUGUGCAAUUCUGUCUUUCCUUUAGCAGGUAUAAGGGGAAAAAACCAGAAGUGAUUGCAUAACACGGGUUACGGUUAUAAAUGACAGACAGUGCGAUCCUUCUCUCAGCCCAACAUAUCUGAGCUCUUCCAGAGAAAAAUAGGAGCAAGCACAAAAGACUCCCUUGAGAUUCUGAACAAAAA